AAAACAAUGAAAAAGGGGCGAACCACCUGAAACACUCUCUGACCUUCAAUACAAAUCAGUGUGUAGCGUUCGUUUCCUGUCUCUCAAACAGAGUGAUUCACCGCCACCGCGAGUCUCCGCCACCGUUCGCCGAGAUUUUUCCCCAUUCACCAAGAUGGCUGGAGUUUUAGGAUUUGCAAGGCUUCCACCCAAGGCAAAGAAUUUCGUAGUUGCCGGGGGUUUGACAGCAUUUGUCUUCGGGACCUACUUCUACACCAUGAGAGCUGUUGGAGGUACUGAUGAGCUGCAAGUAGCAAUUGACAAGUUUGAAGCUGACAAGAGCAAGCAAGAGGGUAAUCCAAGCGUGCCAUCAAAGGUCUAGACAUGUUUUCUUGUGGAACAAAAACAAUACUUUGUGUGUAUGUUGCUUUUCAGCAUCAGAAGAAAAAAAUAUUUUCAAUCUAGUGCAUAAUAAGUUCAACCAGUUUUGUGUACAAAAACUGUGGUAGGGAAAUUACAAUUGAAGUUCUUUUUUAGCCUUGCUGAGAUAUUUUGUUGGCAACACAAAUCUUGGAUCAUU
Molecule: messenger RNA, 559 nt
Organism: Lotus japonicus
Lineage: Eukaryota; Viridiplantae; Streptophyta; Magnoliopsida; Fabales; Fabaceae
Exons: 2
Coding region: 155-361 (68 amino acids)
Source: RefSeq, a predicted model, not a curated record